Messenger RNA from Tachysurus fulvidraco (yellow catfish), 1435 nucleotides. RefSeq names its product peptidyl-prolyl cis-trans isomerase A-like. The coding region runs from base 132 to 704 and encodes 190 amino acids. Gene Ontology annotation, biological process: protein peptidyl-prolyl isomerization; protein folding; regulation of mitochondrial membrane permeability involved in programmed necrotic cell death. NCBI's taxonomy places the organism in Eukaryota, Metazoa, Chordata, Actinopteri, Siluriformes, Bagridae. Gene Ontology annotation, molecular function: peptidyl-prolyl cis-trans isomerase activity. Gene Ontology annotation, cellular component: mitochondrion. The transcript has 6 exons. The record is from RefSeq and is a predicted model, not a curated record.
UGUGUGUGUGUGUGUGUGUGUGUGUGAGAGAGAGAGAGAGAGAGAGAGAGAGAGAGAGAGAGAGAGAGAGAGAGAGAGAGACAGACAGACAGACAGACACACACAGAGUUAUACCGUGUAAAAGCUCCGUCAUGUUUAUAUUGAGCCCCAGACUGUUUAAACUCCGUACAUUAGCUGUUAUAACGCAGCGCUCGUGCAGCAGCAGCAACAAGCAGCCGGUGGUGUUUAUGGAGCUCGCGGCGGAUACUGAACCUCUGGGUAGAGUCACCUUCCAGCUGAACUCCGACACGGUCCCAAAGACAGCAGAGAAUUUUCGAGCUCUGUGUACAGGAGAACACGGUUAUGGAUACAAAGGCUCCAUCUUCCACAGAGUCAUACCACAGUUCAUGUGUCAGGGUGGUGAUUUUACCCAUCAUAAUGGUACGGGAGGGAAGUCGAUCUACGGCACACGUUUUCCUGAUGAGAACUUCACACUGAAACACACAGGGCCUGGUAUUCUGUCUAUGGCCAAUGCAGGACCAAACACCAACGGCUCCCAGUUCUUCAUCUGCACUGUAAAAGCUGAAUGGUUGGAUGGGAAGCAUGUGGUGUUCGGCAGUGUGAAGGAGGGGAUGGAGGUGGUGAAGAAGGUGGAGGCGUUCGGCUCUCGCUCUGGGAAAACCUCCAAAAGAAUCAUCAUCUCUGACUGUGGAGAAAUCAAAUAACACACACACACACACACACACACACACACACACACACACACACACAGCAAGAACACCUCAGCACCAGGACUCGUUCCAGUACAGAUCACAACACACCCUUUUUCAUUUCCUCUUCUAUAGGCCCUUCUCUUUGCCCCCUACUUCUGCCUGCUACUUCCUGUUCCUGUAAAAUCUGACAUUUUUUAUCAUAGACUUUUCUGCUUAAAGAUGACUGACAUGGGUAUUCUAAAGCUAACUCGCUAACAUUAAAGAGCUAGCUAACGGUGAGAAUAUUAGCUAGCUAAUAGAAUACCGUCGGAUGCUCCGCUUUGGGGAUCGUCUUUAUUCUCUCGCCAGUUUGGUGUCUGAUUUAUACAAAAUGUUCCCCAAAUAAAACUAGCUGGUUAGCGUUAGAUACGACCUCUACAUAGAGUCCGCUAGCUAGUGUUAAUAAGCGGAGGAUCCGUGAGCAAGUAACGAAUCAGUGUGUGAUUAACUACCUGACUGCAAUUAUUAAGCCUGUGAAUUCUGAAUCUGAGCCAAAUCGGGAUUAAAUAAAGCUGGAUCAGUUAAACCUGGAUCGGUGACGUGUUCAGGUCCAGAGUGUCUGCAUUCAUGUGAACGUUGUGUAUUCGUGUUUCUGGAAGCCGAUCCUCAGGGAGUCGCCCGUUUCAGCUCCUCACACACCUGUCCUGGUGGGCGGAGCUUAGAGCGGGACGCAUUUAAAAUAAAAGAUUUCAUCACAUUGUAAA